Acanthoscelides obtectus is the source of this 1241-nucleotide messenger RNA. The record is from the annotation of a GenBank genome assembly. Lineage: Eukaryota; Metazoa; Arthropoda; Insecta; Coleoptera; Chrysomelidae.
ACGAGUCCUGUUUUACAAAGGACGGUUAUUUUAAUAGCCGUAAUGCCGGCCACAGACUAUCAGGUACACCUGACAGCCUGUCAGGCGACCUGACAACUGAUGAGAAUUCGAUCAGUUCUGCUUGACAGGCGAGUAGACUUGACGUGUGUGUGGCGGUGUAACCUGAACAGGUAGAUACUGAAAAAUGUCGCAACGGAAUAAUGAAGUUCUUGGUGAUCUUAUUGAAAUUUAUAAGAGUGAACCUUGCUUGUGGAAAGUGAAAGAUAAUGACUAUCGCAAUAGAGACCAGAGAGAUGCUGCAUACAGAAAAUUAGUAAACAAAUUGAAGGAAAUAGAGCCUGAUGCAAACGAGACCUUGGUUAAAAAAAAAUCAACAGUUUGAGAUCCAAUGUUCGAAAGGAGCAGAAGAAAAUUGACUCCUCAAUGAAAUCUGGCGCCUCAGCAGAUAAUGUAUACAAACCUUCUCUUUGGUACUUCGAACUUUUUGAUUUCAUAAAGGACCAAGAUAAUCCUAGAUCAUCGGUCUCAAAUUUAUCUCCUGAAAGGGACAAUGAUGAGGUGAACAUUGAUGACCCAUCAUCUCCAGAGGAAAACCAAUUGACACCCACUGUCUGUCAAGAAGAGCGGCGGGAAUCGAAUCAACCUGCGGCGUCGGCUGGGAUUUCACGACCUGGGCCCAGUAUAAAGAGGAAAUCUAAUGAUGAUGUAUCAGCUGAGAUAUUGUCUACUGUUCGCGAUCAUAUCAAACGACCGCAACCACAAAUCGACUGUUGCGAGCUCUUGAGGCGAACAGUAGGUAUAAAAAUGAGGGGCAUAAAAUAUAAACGCCUGCACAUCAUGUUCGAAAAAAAAAUUAACGACAUAUUAUAUGAAGCAGAAAUGUGCGCUAUUAACUACCCAAAUUCCACUUUCACAAGUCCACAACAUUACACACCAUCUCCCACACUAAGUCCACAACAUUACACACCAUCUACCACACCAAGUCCACAACAUUACACACCAUCUCCCACACCAAGUCCACAAUAUCACGCACCAUUCACACAACAAGAACAAAACCCAACUUCUCACAACAAUACAGAAACAGCAUCAAGUUUUUUGUCAAAUUUCACUGAAACUUUUGAAUGAGUAAAUGUGAAAAUAAAAAGUUUGUUUAAAUAUAUUAAAAGUUUACUUUCCACUUUUUCCUUUCUUAUUAUUAUUAAAAUAGUGUCUUAUUGUUAAACAUACUAUUUGAUAGUUUA